Molecule: messenger RNA, 697 nt
Organism: Cephus cinctus (wheat stem sawfly)
Lineage: Eukaryota; Metazoa; Arthropoda; Insecta; Hymenoptera; Cephidae
Gene: mRpS23
Product: probable 28S ribosomal protein S23, mitochondrial
Exons: 4
Coding region: 97-582 (161 amino acids)
Biological process (GO): translation
Cellular component (GO): mitochondrion; ribosome
Molecular function (GO): structural constituent of ribosome
Source: RefSeq, a predicted model, not a curated record
GCUCAUAAUCAGUACCCUCUCUUACCUUCACUGCUGUACAUCCGACUCUCUUUUCCGUUAAUUCACUGGAAUUUCUAAUAGAACAAACCCGGUAAAAUGGCACAAAGUAGAUUGGAAAGAAUCGGGACGGUUUACUCAAGAAUAUCGUCCUUAUUGAAAGGUGGUGCAUUGAAAGAUAUUGAUAAACCUGUGUGGUACACAGUGUAUGAAGCAUUUCCACCAAAGUAUGAACCACGCUUUGAUAGAGAAGCUCCAAAAACAAAGUAUUUUGACAUUUUCUAUAAAGAGGACUAUCUAAGAAUGGAAUUUCAAGAAAGAAAUAAGAACUUAUCUACUAACCUGAUGGAUACACGACGUAAGUCUAGGACUCAGGAAUUUAUUUCUAUAUACCACGAUAUGAAAAAGAACGGUGUUCACCAGGAUGUAUGUUUCCAAAAGAGCUUGGACAAAUUGCUUGAACAACGUCCUACUUCAACAAAUAGAUCGCAAGAUACAUCAUCAAAAUCAUCUAUAACAAGCAGCUUCAGCCAAGAAAAAAAUGAAAAAAUAAAUAUUAAUAUUAAGGACAUUUUAAAUAAUUGAACUAUAAUUAUUAUAAUUAAAUGUAGAUAUUCUGUAUUAUUUGUCAAUUUAACAUAAUCAAGUCAAGAAUUACCAGUAAUCCCAAAAGAAGGCGCAUUUUGCUUUAGCCGAGAAA